AGAUUUUUACUGUUUUUCAAUUUCAGUUUUUUCUUUUCCUUUUUAUGAUAUACACCGAUAUCGAUGUUAAUUAUGGAAUUGUAUUAGACGAUUCAUCUGAAACGCAAUGUGGUCGAGAACACGCAGGAACCCUUGGAUCAGAGUUUCUUAUUUUAAUCAUGCGUAAUAUCGCUCCUUCUAGUUCUAUCUUCAUAACGACUGAAAAUUCAACGACAGUCAACAUAUCUACCUCUGAAAAUCUGCAGAGCAACUUGAAAUCCUCCAUUGAUCAAGAAACCUUUGUCAAUUCUGCCGCAAAUAUUGUUCUUCCGCAAGAAAUACAAUGUAAUUUUUUUCGAAAAGAACCUAAAGGAAUUUUAGUCCGGUCCCAGGAACCAAUAAAUGUACUUGUAUCAGACAACAACAAUCCUCUUAUUGAAUUCAGAGUCGACACAACGACAGUUAUACCAGUUGAGAAACUUGAUACAUCCUACAUUAUUUCCUCUUUUGAUCCAUCUACGAGCCAUUUCGCAGUCGCAGCAUCUGAAGAUGACACAAAUAUUACAAUAUCCCUGAAAAUUUCGAAUAAUGUAGCCAUCUCAAUCUUUGGGAGCACAUACCGGGAUAUGGAUACAUUUGUACUUUCCUUGGAUAGACUGGAAACUUUUCAAUUUCGUGCUGGGGCAGAUUUUUCUGGAACUCGAAUUGAUUCUAACAAGCCUGUUGCUGUCUAUUCUGGUACUGUUUGUCUAACUGGAGGAGAUGGAGGUUGUAGCCCUGCUCUUGAACAAAUGCCGCCCAUCAGUCGCCUAGAUGAUAUUUUCAUUGUACCACCUAAAUUCAAUGCAAAAGUCAUUAGACUGAUGUCUCCAGAGAACGCAACAGUACAAAUCUCUAAGGGAAACGCCACCCAGAGUCGGGAGAUAUACCAGAGUGUGCCAUUUGAUAUCCCUAUUGUUGAUGAUGAAUGCAUAGUCAUUGAGAGUGAAAGUUCCAUUUUAGUUACAAUGGUAGCAUUUGAAUUGACUCCAGGUCCCUUUAUUGCGACUGUUCCAGGAAUCAACCAAUAUCUAACAAGAUAUAAAGUCUUUGUGGCCGAGGGAUACCCGAUAAGUUUCGUCGCCAUUAUGAUAGAGACGGAAGCUAAGAAUUGUCUUGUAUUGAACAACCAACCAAUUAUGACCAAUGCAAUAUUCCAUGAAAAACAAGUACUCGUUGGAUGUAUUUCAUAUACCCUGAUGAUUGUUGAGUUUAAAGACGGUGAGCUGAUUGUCGAGUCGGAGAAAACUCCCUUUGGAUUAAUGGUGUAUGGUCAGAACACGUUUGACGGACAUGGCUUUGCUGGAAAUGUCAUCUCAAGUUUACUUUGCUAGGCAAGUCAAUUAAAGUGGAUGAAAUACUUUUUCUCACA
Messenger RNA from Saccostrea cuccullata (small rock oyster), 1390 nucleotides. RefSeq names its product IgGFc-binding protein-like. The transcript is spliced from 2 exons. The coding region runs from base 45 to 1352 and encodes 435 amino acids. The record is from RefSeq and is a predicted model, not a curated record. Lineage: Eukaryota; Metazoa; Mollusca; Bivalvia; Ostreida; Ostreidae.